This is a messenger RNA of Episyrphus balteatus (marmalade hoverfly), 1694 nucleotides long. RefSeq lists its product as uncharacterized. NCBI's taxonomy places the organism in Eukaryota, Metazoa, Arthropoda, Insecta, Diptera, Syrphidae. The record is from RefSeq and is a predicted model, not a curated record. Gene Ontology annotation, cellular component: transcription regulator complex; nucleus. Gene Ontology annotation, biological process: regulation of transcription by RNA polymerase II. The transcript is spliced from 4 exons. The coding region runs from base 138 to 1652 and encodes 504 amino acids.
AACAGCUGGUUUGUUGCAAACAAAAAACUCAUGACAUCAUGAUAGCGAAAAAGAAAUAAAAUUUUGUUUUGUAUAAAUAUUUUCUCUGUUUAUUUACUAUUCCAUACAAAUUUAAAAGAAAAUUCCAAUAAAAAUAAAUGGGUGUUUGCGCUGUGUUUGAUUGCAAAAAUGAUUCAGAAAAGAAAUUAACCCAUGAUACAAGUUUUCAUUUGUUUCCAAAAGAUCCACAACUACGCGAAAAGUGGGUUGCCUUUUGUAAAACCACUACUAUAGUACGUGCCUCGAGAAUUUGUAGUCUUCAUUUCAAAGAAGACGACUUUGAAAAUAAUAUUAAAUAUCAAAUGGGAUUUGCAUCUAUACGUAUAUUGUUAAAAACUGCUGUUCCAACUGUACGCUCAGAAAUAAGUCGAUUUGAUUUCCAAUCUGGACAAAUUCCAUUUCCCAGUUCAAGUUCCAUUUCAGAUAACUUACAUGUUACAAAUUCAGUAUCAAAUGAUGUCCUUGUAGGCAAUGAAGAUAGUUCAGGAUUAGCCUGUGAUGAAAGGAUUUCAUUAAAAGAAGAGUUGGUCAACCAUUUAACUAAACAAACCAAUUCUAUUAUUACACGAAUCAAUUGUGAACCUGACAGCAACAACGAUAAUUCUAAAAUGAAUUCAAAUAAUGAGGAAUUCUCUAUGAAGAAAGAACUUAAAGAGGAUUCAAUGGAAUACGAAAAUUCUAUUGGACCAUCGAGUUUGGAUGAAAAUGAUUACAGUCAAUGUCCACACAUAGAUGAAGAACUUUUCUCUGGAACACCCUCGUCAAGAAAAGACAAAACCAAUGCUUAUUUCACACCAUCCAAUAGAAAAUCGACUAAAAAAAUGCACAAAUCGGGAAGAAAUUCUGCGCGAAGGGUUAUGCAUGCGUGGGUAGAUGCCACGGAAACGUCACGUUUGAUUGCUGCUGUAAAAAGAAACACCGGGCUCUGGGAUGUCAGAUCACCCAAAUACAAGUUGCCAAAGAACGAUGCUUGGCAAGAGGUGGCAGAGGAAGUUGGCAACGUAACUGCUGACGAUGCAAAAAUCAAAUGGAUGAAUCUUCGUGUUACAUUCAGACUGAACUGGAUGAAAAUACACAAAAGAAAGCCAGGCAGAAGACCGGCAAUAGUAAAAUGGAGGCAUUACGAUGAAAUGACUUUCCUUGGGGUCAACGAGAUACAAAGGACUUGCGGAUCGACAUCAUCGCCAGUUCUUCAUAAUGAAACAUCCGAAAAGUCAUUUUUGGAUGAAAUGUCACAAUCUUCUAUUCCAUCAGCACCAUCUACCGUUGAUAAAUUUCAAAAAUAUGAACCCGAUGUUCAACCGCCUUCAAUUGCACCAUGUUCAUCGCCAGCACCAUCAUCAAGGUCAACUAUUGAUUCUGUAAGUAAAAAAGAUGCUGCAGCACAAGUGUGGUUUGAUUGUCACUCAAACUCAAGACCACCACGAAGUGAUGAGCAUUCGGUUUUUGGUGAAUAUAUUGCUUCUGAAUUGAGACUUCUUCAGAGCGAUGCAUCGGAUUUGUUACGAGAUCAAAUUGUUCGGCUGCUACUCGAUUUUAAGGCAUCUAUACGUAGGGUUGCAAAUCCUACACUGAAUUUUCCUAACAUUCGGCCAGAAUGGCCUUCGAAUUAAAACCACUAACAUUCAAUUGACCUAAACUUAAGUUACAAUAAG